ACUCGGCAGCGGGCUGGAGCUGCAGCGGACCGGGCGGCUGGAGGGCGCUCGCCGGGCCAGGUUCUAGCUGUGAUCGAACUUCUCAACUCUCUGAAACCUAGGUUUCCCACCUCAUUCCCCUAGUCAGGCCUCCCGGGCCCCCUGGUGCAUCCGUGGUGGCCUCUUCGCCUGUUUUGUUCUCCUCUCCCCCUCAUGGCCCAGACAUGAGUGGCCCCCUGGAAGGGGCUGAUGGGGGUGGGGAUCCCAGACCGGGGGAGUCCUUCCAUGCGGGAGGGGUCCCAGCCCCAGGGCCUCCUCAGCACCGGCCUUGCCCGGGCCCCAGCCUGGCCGACGACACUGAUGCCAACAGCAAUGGCUCAAGUGGCAACGAGUCCAACGGGCCUGAAUCCCGGGGUGCCUCUCAGCGAAGUUCACACAGCUCUUCCUCCGGCAAUGGCAAGGACUCAGCCCUGCUGGAGACCACGGAGAGCAGCAAGAGCACAAACUCUCAGAGCCCCUCCCCGCCCAGCAGCUCCAUCGCUUACAGCCUCCUGAGCGCCAGCUCAGAGCAGGACAACCCAUCUACCAGUGGCUGCAGCAGUGAGCAGUCAGCGCGGGCGAGGACCCAGAAGGAACUCAUGACUGCACUGCGGGAGCUCAAGCUCCGGCUGCCGCCAGAGCGCCGGGGCAAAGGCCGCUCUGGCACGCUGGCCACGCUGCAGUAUGCGCUGGCUUGCGUGAAGCAGGUGCAGGCCAACCAGGAAUACUACCAGCAGUGGAGCCUGGAGGAAGGGGAGCCCUGUGCCAUGGACAUGUCUACUUACACCUUGGAGGAGCUGGAGCACAUCACGUCAGAGUACACACUUCGUAACCAGAUGUGCAUGGAUGAGUUCCGAGGCGCCGUCGGCUCAUCUGAGCGCCUGGGGCUGACUGGCGAAGGAUGUGAGAGUGUGCUGCUAGGGGCUCCCUGGCCCAUCCCGCCUGCCCACGUGGGGCGCUGGGGCCUCAGCAGUGUAGAUGCUGUUCCAUGGUAUGUAACAUGGCCCAGGCUGUCUCUGGGGAGGAGUGCUGUCCACCAGCCAGCCAGCCUGGGCCCAGACAAAAUGGUCGGCUGGGGAGCUGAGUCUUUCCGGGUGAAACCCACCCAUGCCCACGCCUGCUGUGCCUCAGCUCCCCGGAUCCCUCCGGAUAAGAGGAUCUUUACCACACGCCACACACCCAGCUGCCUCUUCCAGGACGUGGACGAGAGGGCUGCUCCGCUGCUGGGCUACCUGCCCCAAGACCUGCUCGGCGCCCCAGUCCUCCUGUUCCUACACCCAGAGGACCGGCCCCUCAUGCUGGCCAUCCACAAGAAGAUCCUACAGCUGGCAGGCCAGCCCUUUGACCACUCCCCUAUCCGCUUCUGUGCCCGUAAUGGGGAGUAUGUCACCAUGGACACCAGCUGGGCCGGCUUCGUUCACCCCUGGAGCCGUAAGGUGGCCUUUGUAUUGGGUCGCCAUAAAGUACGCACGGCACCCCUGAACGAGGAUGUGUUCACACCCCCGGCCCCCAACCCAGCUCUGUCUUUGGACUCUGAUAUCCACGAGCUGUCUGAGCAGAUCCACCGGUUGCUGCUGCAGCCCGUGCAUAGCUCUAGCCCCACGGGGAUCUGUGGCCUUGGCCCCUUGACGUCCCCAGGCCCUCUCCACAGCCCUGGCUCCUCCAGUGACAGCAACGGGGGUGAUGCAGAGGGGCCUGGCCCUCCGGUUCCAGUGACCUUCCAGCAGAUCUGUAAGGACGUGCAUCUGGUGAAGCACCAGGGACAGCAGCUUUUCAUUGAGUCCCGGGCCCGGCCCCCGCCUCGUCCCCGCCUCCCUGCCACAGGCACAUUCAAGGCCAAGGCCCUUGGCAGCCAAUCCCCAGACCCGGAGCUGGAGGUGGGCCCUGCUCCAGUCCAGGCCCCACUAGCCUUCGUGCCUGAGGAAGCUGAGCGGAAGGAGGCCUCCACUUGCUCCUACCAACAGAUCAACUGCCUGGACAGCAUCCUCAGGUACCUGGAGAGCUGCAACAUCCCCAGCACAACCAAGCGCAAGUGUGCCUCCUCUUCCUCCUGUACUGCCUCAUCGGCCUCCGAUGAUGACAAGCAGAGGACAGGGACGGGUCCAGUCCCCACAGGAGCCAAGAAAGAUCCUGCAGCGGCGGCGGGCGUGCUCUCUGGGGAGGGGGCGACUCCGCGGAAGGAGCCCGUGGUGGGAGGCAGCCUGAACCCGCUCACGCUGGCCAAUAAGGCAGAGAGCGUGGCGUCCGUCACCAGUCAGUGUAGCUUCAGCUCCACCAUCGUCCAUGUGGGAGACAAGAAGCCCCCGGAGUCGGAUAUCAUCAUGGAGGAUCUGCCUGGCCUAGCCCCGGGCCCAGCCCCUAGUCCAGCCCCCAGCCCCACAGUAGCCCCUGACCCAGCUCCAGACGCCUACCGCCCUGUGGGCUUGACCAAGGCCGUGCUGUCCCUGCACACACAGAAGGAAGAGCAAGCCUUUCUCAGUCGCUUCCGGGACCUUGGGCACCUGCGCAGACUCGAUGGCUCUUCCACAACUCCUUCAGCCCCAGGCGAGAGAGGCUGCCAUCAUGGCCCUGCGCCCCCUGGCCGCCGCCACCACUGCCGGUCUAAAGCCAAGCGCUCGCGUCACCACCAGACUGCCCGAGCUGAAGCCCCUUGCUACGUUCCCCACCCCUCACCUGUGCCCCCCUCUGCCACCUGGCCCCCACCACAAGCCACCACCCCCUUCCCUGCAGUGGUCCAGCCCUAUGCUCUCCCUAUGUUCUCCCCUCGGGGAAGUCCCCAGGCUCUGACCCCAGCUUCCACAUCUGUACCCCCUGCCACCUUCCCUGCCCCCCUGGUGACCCCUAUGGUAGCCUUAGUCCUUCCAAACUAUCUGUUCCCUCCUCAGUCCAGCUAUCCCUACGGGGUACCCCAGAGCCCAGCAGAGGGGCCUCCCACCCCUGCCUCCCACUCCCCCUCACCAUCCCUGCCUCCUCUGCCUCCCAGUCCACCACCACACCCAGACUCCCCGCUGUUCCAGUCACGAUGCAGCUCCCCACUCCAGCUGAACCUGCUGCAGCUGGAGGAGCCCCCCCGUGCUGAGGGGGCUGCUGUGGCAGGGGGUCCUGGGAGCAGUGCUGGACCCCCACCUCCCAGCGAGGAGGCAGCUGAGCCAGAGGCCAGAAUGGUGGAGGUGACUGAGUCCUCCAAUCAGGACGCACUUUCAGGCUCCAGCGACCUGCUGGAGCUGCUGCUGCAGGAGGACUCACGCUCGGGUACCGGCUCUGCGGCCUCCGGCUCCCUGGGCUCUGGCCUAGGCUCUGGGUCCGGCUCGGGCUCCCAUGAGGGGGGCAGCACCUCGGCCAGCAUCACCCGCAGCAGUCAGAGCAGCCACACAAGCAAGUACUUUGGCAGUGUCGAGUCUUCGGAGGCCGAGGCCGGGGCUGCACGGGCCGGGGCUGAGCCUGGGGAGCAGGUCAUUAAGUACGUACUCCAGGAUCCCAUUUGGCUGCUCAUGGCCAAUGCUGACCAGCGUGUCAUGAUGACCUACCAGGUGCCCUCCAGGGACAUGGCAUCUGUGCUGAAGCUGGACCGGGAGCGGCUGCGGGCCAUGCAGAAGCAGCAGCCUCGGUUCUCUGAGGAGCAGCGGCGGGAACUAGGGGCUGUGCACUCCUGGGUCCGGAAGGGCCAGCUGCCUCGGGCCCUCGAUGUGAUGGCCUGCGUGGACUGUGGGAGCAGCACCCAAGACCCUGGUCACCCUGAAGACCCUCUCUACUCGGAGCUGGACGGACUGGGGCUGGAGCCCAUGGAGGAGGGUGGAGGCGAGGGGGGUGGUGGCGGUGGUGGGGCUGGGGGUGAUGGUAGUGGUGAGGGGGAGGGUGGCGAGGAGGCCCAGGCCCAGGUGGAGGUCAAGGUCUCAAGCUCCCAGGACCAGGAUGCAGCCAUGGAGGAGGAGGAGCAAGGUGGGAGCUCAUCUGGUCCAGCCUUACAUGCUGAGGAGGAGGAGGAUGGCACCAGCUAGACUCCAAAGGGGGGCCAAACCUGGGCUUUCUCUAGAGACUUUGCUCUGCGUCCUCAUCUCAGAACGCCAAGGUGGCCAGACCAACUCAUAGGAAAUUGCCCCAGCUCCUCCCGCCGGCAGGGGGCUGGACCCCCAUCACCAGCCCAGGAACCAGGGGCUAUCUGCCCAGGCCAGCCCCGAGGGGUGGCAUCUGACCCCCACUUCCCCACCUGGUGAGGAGCGCCUCGCUGCCCUGGCCAAGGUUGCUGACAAGCUGCUCGAAGUGGUCCCUGGGGAGCCCAGUGGGGCCCGGGUCUCAGCCCCGAGGGUCGAGACUAUACUUAUUUAUUGGGGGAGAUGGCUCGCUCUCCCACCUCCUCCCCACAGUGGGCCUAGGAGAGAAGACUGAGGGCCAAGCAGGACCCAGGGUUCAAGCCCUUAGCUGCUCCAGGGUGGGGGGGGGGUUGGUGGACCAUGGCGUCCCUGGUGCUGCCCCUCAGAUGGGACCCAGGCGUUCUCAGCUGUACCCUCUACCAAUGGCAUUUGUGUUUUUGAUAUUGUGUCUGUUAUUAUUAUUUUUUAAAUAUAAAACGGAAAA
Messenger RNA from Ochotona curzoniae (black-lipped pika), 4593 nucleotides. RefSeq names its product period circadian regulator 1 (gene PER1). Gene Ontology annotation, biological process: circadian regulation of gene expression; entrainment of circadian clock by photoperiod; negative regulation of transcription by RNA polymerase II. The transcript is spliced from 21 exons. The record is from RefSeq and is a predicted model, not a curated record. Gene Ontology annotation, molecular function: transcription cis-regulatory region binding; transcription corepressor binding. The coding region runs from base 204 to 4016 and encodes 1270 amino acids. NCBI's taxonomy places the organism in Eukaryota, Metazoa, Chordata, Mammalia, Lagomorpha, Ochotonidae. Gene Ontology annotation, cellular component: nucleus; cytoplasm.